UCAACAGGGAUUUGUGAGAAGCUAUGGAAAUCAAAUUGGCAAAAAUUGGAUCAUAAUGAAUAACCAUGGGGUACACCAUGAUCUGAUCUAUAACCAAAUUGAAAUGCAUCCGCUUAUUUUAAGUGGAUGGCCUUGUAUGGAAUCGUAUUACAGUCUUCCUUCGGAUGUAGUAUUGACGGUUGGAUAUUAUGGUAACAACAACUAUUCCAUUUUAUCAAUUAGUGAGGUGGAUAGACAUCGGGACUUACCGCGUUUUCAUAGCAGAAACGUGUUCUACAAAGAGAUCCAUUUUUUCGAUGUAGAUCUACUUCCUUUCAGUGUUGAUCUGCCAAAAUUAAAAUUGCCGGAGGAAUUUGCAACUGUCCUCAAAGACAAUGGAUAUGAAGACGUUGUGCUCUGCGGUGACAACGGGAAGAAUAAAUUAAUGUCUCCCUUAAAAAUUGAAGAUCCUCGCCGCACAAAAUUAGGAUACGGAUGGGACGAAUUCUGCAGGUCUAACAACUUCAAAUGCGGAGAUAGGAUUCGAUUUAGGUUAGAUGUUACUUCCUUGGACAAAACAUGUUAUGUGUAUAAAAUUGCAUGAGUUUAGUAAA
Vicia villosa (hairy vetch) is the source of this 593-nucleotide messenger RNA. RefSeq lists its product as uncharacterized. The record is from RefSeq and is a predicted model, not a curated record. The transcript is spliced from 2 exons. Lineage: Eukaryota; Viridiplantae; Streptophyta; Magnoliopsida; Fabales; Fabaceae. Bases 56 to 583 code for a protein of 175 amino acids. Gene Ontology annotation, molecular function: DNA binding.